AGCUGAUCGAGAGAGAGAGAAAAAAAAAAAACUUUUCAUGUUUACAUUUUGACAGUUGCUGGAGUUAUUGAGCCAACAAUUGUUUAUAUUUGGUAAAAAAAAAAUAAUGAGUAAAUUGAGUAUUAGAAGAAUGGAUUUGUCAUUGAUUAAAAAAAAAUUUCGUGGAUGUAUGCUUGGUGCUUUGUCUGGUGAUUGUCUUGGUUCACCUUAUGAGGGUGAUCAUCCACUUUCAGCCGGUGAAAAAAUUAUAUUACAAAAGUCGUUUGAUAAAUUAGAGGGUGUUUAUUAUAAAGCACCAGUUAUGCAAUAUACUGAUGAUUCGGCAAUGACAAAAUGUCUUGCUGAAUCGUUGAUUGAAAAAAAAAAUUUAGAUCUUGUUGAUGUUGUUAAAAAAUUUGUAAAAAGUUAUUAUCGUGAACCGAAUCGUGGAUAUGGUCAAAGUGUCAUAACUGUAUUUCAAAAACUUAGAGCAAAUAAAUUUACAGACAUAUUAAAGCCAGCAAGUGAACAAUUUAAUGGACAAGGGUCGUUGGGUAAUGGUGGUGCAAUGAGAAUAGCUCCAAUAGCAUUAUUUUCAUGUCAUGAUUAUGAUGAGAUGAUAAAAAUGACAAGAGAUGAAACUAGUCUAACUCAUACACAUAGUCUUGGUAUUAAUGGUGCUAUUUUACAAGCAAUUGCUAUUCAACAAAGUUUAGAACUUGAUCCAGAAGACGAACUAGAUACUUCUGAAUACAUAGACAAUUUAAUUGACAAAAUGGAUGAAAUAGAAGUUGAAGACGAAGAGUUCUUGAAUAUUGAUAAAUCCGAAUUAAUGCCAUACAAACAUCAAUUGACAUGUGUUAAAAAAUUCAUGGAAAAUCAAAAUAAGCCUACAAGUGAGACAGUUAUAAAUAAACUGGGUAAUGAUGUGACUGCUGUUGGAUCAGUUGCAACAGCUAUUUAUUGUUUUUUAAGAGCAAAGUAUCCCAUUGAUGAUAUUCAUACAGAUAAUCCAAUGAGACGAGCUAUUCAAUAUGCGAUAACACUUGGUGGUGAUACUGAUACAAUUGCCAGUAUGGCUGGUGCAAUUGCUGGUGCUUUUUAUGGUGAUGAUAAAAUGAGUCAAGAAUUAUUAAGGCAUUGUGAGGCAUCAGCUGAAUUUGAUAAACUUGCUGUUGAUUUGUUUGACAUUACCAUCAAAGAAUAAUAAUAAAUUAUUAUAUUUUUUAAAUUAUUGUUGUGUAUGGUGUUUUGUUAAUUAUUUUACGUGUAUAAAUU
Messenger RNA from Aphidius gifuensis, 1257 nucleotides. Its product is annotated as ADP-ribose glycohydrolase ARH3-like. The record is from RefSeq and is a predicted model, not a curated record. Bases 107 to 1186 code for a protein of 359 amino acids. Lineage: Eukaryota; Metazoa; Arthropoda; Insecta; Hymenoptera; Braconidae. The transcript has 5 exons. Gene Ontology annotation, cellular component: nucleus; mitochondrion.